GCCAUCGCCCGCGGGCGCGCCCUGAUGGCGUCACGGCCGAGCGGGAAAAACAAAACGGCCGCCGCCGCCAUGGAGGACCCGGAGUCGCGUUUCCUGCACUUCCUGCAGCCCAUCCGGGACCUGACCAAGAACUGGGAGGUGGACGUGGCCGCGCAGCUGGGGGAGUACCUGGAGGAGCUAGACCAGAUCUGCAUCUCCUUUGACGGCGGGAAGACCACCAUGAAUUUCAUCGAAGCGGCGCUGCUCAUCCAGGGCUCUGCCUGCAUCUACAGCAAGAAGGUGGAGUAUCUUUACACACUGGUGUACCAAGCCCUUGAUUUUAUCUCCAAUAAAAAACGUGAGAAACAGCCCACCUCAGUCGGUGCCGACGGGACUGAUGGGGAUGCCGGAGCAAGCACAGCAGCAGCAGCAGCAGAAGAAGAGUUCCUCUCGUUGGAUGACAUCCAGCAGGCCAGCAAAACCAACAUGGACCUGAGGGACGACCAGCAACAGCACACGGUCCCCGUUGUGCCCUUGACCCCGAUGGCACUGGUUCCCCCCGAAGACUCGGACAAGAAGGACAACCCCCUCUUCAGCCGGAAGGGGGAACUCCUGGCCAGCCGGAAGGACUUCCGCAUGAACACCUGCACCCCACAGAACAACGGGCUCUUCAGGCUGGACCUGGCGGGGCGCUCCCCCACCCGGUGCCCAGCAGGAACUCGGAGCCUGGCUCCAACAGCGGGCUCCAUGCCCAUGGAGGUCAGCGCCUGCGAGACCCCCGUCCUUGCUCUGGACUUCUCUGGAGAAGGAAGCGAGUCGCAGAGACCCACGGGAGCAGCGAGCCCUGCGGGGGACCACGAGGACGGCUGCGACCCCUUCCUGGCAGACAUCCCUGAAGAGGACGGUCAGGAGGCCUCCCUGGCGGGAGCAGAGGAGCACGUCGCCCAUCAGAUGAGCGCCCCCCGGAACAGAGGGUACAUGUUGCGGGAGAGACCCCCUGCCCCGGACGCAAAUCCCCGCCUCAAGGACACGGGACACCCCUGGCGCGGCCUUGACCCCUUCAGCUCCUCGGAGGACAAGCCCUUGAAGAAAGGAAGACCCUUCAGCGUGCCCCGCGGCCUGGAAGAUUUCCCCGGGGUCAAGCGCAAGAGGCGGCCGUCCAGCAAGCUGCAGGAUUUCGUCUCGUGGUUUGCGUCCUCAGAGCCCAACCAAGCCGGCUGCCAGAGACGCUGCAGGAAAGGCUCCACGUUUGCUGACCUCGAGGUCCUGUACUGGCGGAACGUGAAGGAGCGCCUGGUGGCCCAGAGGAAGCUGCAGAAGAGGGCGGUUCCGCAACUGGAGUGGCCGUGCGGAGACCCUGGUGCUGUGGAUGAUUACCGGGAAGAGGAGGAGGACUUUGACGAUGCGGCCGAUGAUGGGCCAGGGGAGUUUCUGGCCGAGGAGGAGAUCCCCCCCUUGGAACCCUCUGAAGGGAUGCUGGGCGGCGCGGCAGGCCCUGGCGAAGUCCCCUCUUCCCUUAGCUACGAGGAGCUGUUCAGCAGAAACGUGGAGCUCUUCAUGGCCCACUCCCAGAAGUACACCCGGGAGACGGCGCUGUCCCAGCGGGUCCGCGACUGGGAGGAGAUGAUGGGCCCGCAGCUGGAGGAACAGGAAUCCCGCAGCGCCUUCGACAUCCACAGCUACGGAGACCAGCUGGUGUCCCGGUUCAGCCGCGUGGGCGAGUGGUGCUCGUUCGCUAGCCUGCUGGCAGGGCAGCCGGCCUUUGAGGUCUGCCGCGCCAUGCUGGCCUCCCUGCAACUGGCCAACGACUACACCGUGGAAAUCUGCCAACAGCCGGGCCUGGAGGAAGCCGUCGACACCAUGGCGCUGCGACUCUUGACCCGGGAAAGGGCCCAUCAGCGGUUUCACACGUACACGGCUCCCUCGCUCAACCAGCAGUGAUGGCUCUCUUCUCCUCUGCGUGGUGUCCGUCUUUGUGUAUAUAUGUA
Messenger RNA from Crotalus tigris (Tiger rattlesnake), 1967 nucleotides. It is a transcript of the gene NCAPH2, whose product is annotated as non-SMC condensin II complex subunit H2. Gene Ontology annotation, biological process: meiotic chromosome condensation; mitotic sister chromatid separation. Gene Ontology annotation, cellular component: nucleus; condensin complex. Bases 25 to 1920 code for a protein of 631 amino acids. The record is from RefSeq and is a predicted model, not a curated record. The transcript has 20 exons. NCBI's taxonomy places the organism in Eukaryota, Metazoa, Chordata, Lepidosauria, Squamata, Viperidae. Gene Ontology annotation, molecular function: chromatin binding.